CGCAGAACUCGACUGGGUGGGCAGCCCGGGGAGAAGUGGGGCGGGAUAUUCUUUGGUUUUCUAUUUAUGUGCGAAGAAAGAAAGAGCUCGUGACCUGCAACAAAACGGAAAAAAAAGAAAAAGAAAGAAAAGCAAGAAAAAAUCUCGUGCUCCCUCUCUUCUCUCUUCCUCGGAGCUCAUCUUCUUGCUUGCUGAUAUAUGAAUACAGACAGAUAGACAGAUCCCGCUCUUCUUUUUUUUUGAAGUCCAGAUCUUUCUCCGACUCGAAUCAACAUCCCCAUGGAGUUGGAUCUGUGGAUCUCCAAGGUCAAGGAAGGUCAGCAUCUUAUGGAAAACGAGCUCCAGCUCCUCUGUGAAUACGUGAAAGAGAUUCUGAUGGAGGAAUCAAAUGUGCAGCCCGUUAAUAGCCCUGUUACUGUUUGUGGUGACAUCCAUGGACAGUUUCAUGAUCUAAUGAAACUCUUCCAGACUGGAGGUCAUGUUCCUGAGACAAAUUACAUUUUCAUGGGUGAUUUUGUCGAUCGUGGAUAUAACAGUUUGGAAGUCUUCACAAUUCUUUUGCUUCUCAAAGCCAGAUAUCCUGCAAAUAUUACACUUUUGCGUGGGAAUCAUGAAAGCAGGCAAUUAACACAGGUCUAUGGUUUUUACGAUGAAUGCCAGCGGAAGUAUGGGAAUGCCAAUGCGUGGCGGUAUUGCACUGAUGUUUUUGACUACCUUACCUUGUCAGCAAUUAUAGAUGGAACUGUGCUCUGUGUUCAUGGUGGUCUUUCGCCCGAUAUACGAACAGUUGAUCAGAUCAGAGUUAUUGACCGCAAUUGUGAAAUUCCUCAUGAGGGCCCCUUUUGUGAUCUCAUGUGGAGUGACCCGGAGGAGAUCGAAACUUGGGCUGUCAGUCCCCGUGGUGCAGGUUGGCUGUUUGGAUCCAGGGUGACUGCAGAGUUCAAUCACAUAAACAAUCUGGAUCUUGUUUGUCGGGCACACCAACUUGUCCAGGAAGGUCUCAAGUACAUGUUUCAAGACAAAGGCCUUGUGACUGUCUGGUCUGCACCUAAUUAUUGUUACAGGUGUGGAAAUGUUGCUUCGAUAUUGAGCUUCAAUGAGAAUAUGGAAAGAGAGGUGAAGUUCUUCACAGAAACAGAGGAGAAUAAUCAAAUGAGGGGGCCAAGAACGGGGGUCCCAUACUUCCUAUGAUGGUGGUCAAUGAUUAUUUGUGCUUGCAUGUGCAUUAGUGCUUUCCCGCCUGCCUUGUAAAUUCCGGUGGAAACAUUAGAAGUUGGUCUCCUCCCAACAAAAGGAAUUUCUGACCAGUUUAUGGGGUGAUCAAAUAUGUUGAUUACUGCUGUAAUAUGUUCGGCUGAUUAAUAGUUUUGGUGCAGUGUUUUGAAGUCCAUUGUAUAUUAUGAUUCUUGCGACUAAUGUUGCUAUCUUAUAUCUAUUCUAUUGAAUAAGCCUUGACAUUGGAAAA
Elaeis guineensis (African oil palm) is the source of this 1465-nucleotide messenger RNA. Its product is annotated as phytochrome-associated serine/threonine-protein phosphatase. The record is from RefSeq and is a predicted model, not a curated record. Gene Ontology annotation, molecular function: protein serine/threonine phosphatase activity. NCBI's taxonomy places the organism in Eukaryota, Viridiplantae, Streptophyta, Magnoliopsida, Arecales, Arecaceae.